Molecule: messenger RNA, 910 nt
Organism: Arachis duranensis
Lineage: Eukaryota; Viridiplantae; Streptophyta; Magnoliopsida; Fabales; Fabaceae
Product: protein P21
Exons: 1
Coding region: 35-715 (226 amino acids)
Biological process (GO): defense response
Cellular component (GO): extracellular region
Source: RefSeq, a predicted model, not a curated record
CUCUUGCACUCAACUCAAACCAAACUCAACAAUAAUGAUGGCCAUAACCAAAACCCUCUCCAUCUUCCUCGUCCUCGCCACCACAUACCUCGCUGCUGCCAGGGCAGCACAGUUUGACAUAAUCAACAAAUGCUCCUACACCGUCUGGGCCGCCGCGGUGCCCACCGGAGGCGGCCGGCAGCUUAACUCUGGCCAAACAUGGACCAUUCAGGUUGCUGCCGGCACGACCGCAGCACGCAUUUGGGCCCGAACAGGAUGCAGCUUCGACGGUUCAGGAAACGGACACUGCAACACCGGCGACUGCGGCGGUCGGCUCCAGUGCAGCGCAUACGGCCAACCACCGAACACGCUGGCAGAAUUCGCCCUAAACCAAUACAACAACCUGGACUUCUACGACAUAUCCUUGGUGGACGGUUUCAACGUUCCCAUGCAGUUCAGCCCCACCUCAAACGGGUGCACGCGCUCCAUUGGCUGCACUGCCGACAUCAUCGGACAGUGCCCUAGCCCGCUGAAGACUAAUGGCGGCUGCAACAACCCUUGCACUGUUUUCAAGACGAAUCAGUAUUGUUGCAAUUCUGGUAGCUGCAGCGCCACUGAUUAUUCAAGAUAUUUUAAAACUAGGUGCCCUGACGCAUACAGUUACCCUAAGGAUGACCAGACAAGCACGUUUACUUGCCCCGGAGGAACCAACUACAAGGUUGUCUUUUGCCCUUGAACCUCCCGUACACCGCCGCUAAUUAAUUAUGUUAAUUAGCACCUCCAAAUAAAGGGCCCACUUUGUACGUCUUGGGCGUAUAUAAAUCUGUCAUUAAUAUGAUAAUUAACACAUGGAGUGUUCUUAAUAAAUUAUUCAUGGUGACAAUAAAACAUUAAUGCUGUGUGUACAUUUUCAUUCUCAUUACAGUUAGUA